GCGUGGCCCCGCUCGCUGCGGUGCCGGGAGCUCCGCCGCUCGGUGCGACACGUGCGGCCUCUGAAGAAGUGUGAUUGAAGGCAACUUGGCUCUGCGUCCUUAACAACCAGCGCGAGGGCGGUCCCGGUGUGUUGGUGUUUGACAAGCGGGACACGAUAGGUAAAAAGAAGAUGUCGGGUCGUCGUGUGGCUGCCGCGUGUGACCGACGCCAGCUGCCGCGGGGCAUGGGGAGCAUGGCGGCCCCGCUCCUCGACCCGCGUCCACUUCGGCUGCCGUUUCUGGAGGCUGACAGUCGCCUCCAAUCGAUUUGCGGGCGCUCGAUGCAGCAGCCUUCGCGGAGGAGCAUUCUUCGGUCUCGGCCGCCGCCGCCGCCUCCUCCCUUACCGCCGCCGCCGAUCGAUGCGCUCAGAGCUCCGGUCGCCAUUUUAGGGGGAGAGCGAGGGAGGCAGAAGGAAGGCUCGGCCCCUCCAAGGCAUUCCUUGCUCACAAUGUAUAGGACAAAAGUCAGCUUGAAAGACCGUCAGCAACUUUAUAAACUAAUCAUUAGUCAGCUACUGUAUGACGGAUACAUAAAUAUUGCCAAUGGCUUAAUAAAUGAGAUAAAACCACAAUCAGUGUGUGCGCCAUCUGAACAACUGCUGCAUCUUAUUAAAUUAGGGAUGGAGAAUGAUGACAGUGCUGUUCAGUAUGCAAUUGGGCGGUCAGAUACAGUAGCUCCAGGCACUGGAAUCGACUUGGAAUUUGAUGCAGAUGUACAGACCAUGUCUCCUGAGGCCUCUGAGUAUGAGACUUGUUACGUCACGUCUCAUAAGGGGCCGUGUCGUGUAGCAACAUAUAGCAGAGAUGGACAGCUAAUAGCUACAGGAUCUGCUGAUGCCUCAAUAAAAAUUCUUGACACGGAGAGAAUGCUGGCCAAAAGUGCUAUGCCUAUUGAGGUCAUGAUGAAUGAGACAGCACAGCAGAACAUGGAAAAUCACCCUGUUAUUCGGACUCUGUAUGAUCAUGUGGAUGAGGUUACAUGUUUAGCUUUUCAUCCUACAGAACAGAUCCUAGCAUCUGGUUCAAGGGACUACACACUUAAAUUGUUUGACUAUUCAAAACCUUCUGCCAAAAGAGCCUUCAAAUACAUACAGGAAGCAGAGAUGUUGCGCUCCAUCUCUUUCCAUCCCUCUGGAGAUUUCAUACUUGUGGGUACCCAGCACCCUACUUUGCGACUCUAUGAUAUCAAUACUUUCCAAUGUUUUGUGUCUUGCAAUCCUCAAGACCAGCACAUCGAUGCCAUAUGCUCAGUGAAUUACAACGCAAGCGCAAACAUGUAUGUGACAGGAAGCAAGGAUGGAUGCAUCAAACUGUGGGAUGGUGUUUCGAACCGCUGCAUCACUACUUUUGAGAAGGCACAUGAUGGAGCUGAAGUCUGUUCUGCUAUUUUUUCCAAGAAUUCAAAGUAUAUCUUGUCAAGUGGAAAAGACUCUGUAGCUAAACUGUGGGAGAUAUCUACUGGUCGGACGCUGGUCAAGUACACAGGAGCUGGUCUGAGUGGACGUCAAGUGCACAGGACACAAGCAGUCUUCAACCACACAGAAGACUACGUGCUGCUGCCAGAUGAAAGGACCAUAAGUCUCUGCUGCUGGGAUUCGAGAACUGCUGAGCGAAGAAACCUCCUUUCUCUUGGGCACAACAGCAUCGUCCGCUGUAUUGUCCAUUCUCCCACCAACCCUGGCUUCAUGACCUGCAGUGAUGACUACAGGGCUAGAUUUUGGUACAGGAGGUCAACGACGGACUGAGGGCAUCUUGAUAAAAGAAUGGUUAUCCAGAUUCCUUAUAUCAUCCUGUAUUGAUUGUACCGCCGACAGAUGCCUAAAGGAGAGCUACGCUGUGUCUGUUUUUUGUUGUUUUGUGUUUUAAUUCUGUCAGAUGGCAGAAAAAUAUUGAGAUACUGAAACUUCAGUUUUGCCCCACGCUAAUUUUUUUUAUUAGUGUGCGUGGCAUUAAUUUUUUUAAGUCAUCUCUGAUUUUACUCGAGGAGCUGGGGUGCGGAAUAAAACGAUCCUUGCAGGAAGGAUUAAACUUACUCUCCUGUCUUUCUGAAUCCUGCGAAAGAUAAUGUGACUAAAUCUUGCUCAAACUGGGCAGUGUGAGCCAGUUUUGCUCUGCAUUGUAUCUGUGCAAUCCCCCUAAAGUCUGUUUAAAGAAUGGAUUACACGAGCAACGGUAGAACUCAGUGAAUGUUUUAGUGAAGCCUUAAGCCGUCUUCAGUUCUGAUUCAUGCUUUGAAGCUCUUUUAUAUCUUUCAGUCUCCUUCUCUCAGUUGGCCAAGUGGGCCUCUGAUUCUGAGUCAGUUUGGUGCCAUAAGAAUUUAAAACGUGGUUUUAAAUUGUUCAGAUGAAUUGAAGAAAUGGUGUUCUAGUUCUGAUAUUAAAGUUCAGACUUGAAAUCUUGUCUUCUUUACAAUUUAUCUCAAGUGUAAUCUUAAAGUAAAUUCAAGGAAUAUUCACACUGAAGCUAUUAAAUGUGGCAGUGCUGCAGCAUAUGAAAGUGACAAUAACCUGGCAAUAGGAACUGUUUAGUAACUCCUCUGAGAAAUGUCAAUUUUCUUCAUAUAUCUACGUCAGAAAUGUCAGUUUGUUUCAUUUAGUUCACAUUCUGUCAGUGUGUCACGCAGCAAUUGAGAUACUUUUUUGAAUUUAAAAACAGACUCAUUGUUUCUUCUGCCUGCUGUGUCUGCUAGUCUGAGUUUCCCAGAUCUUACUGUAUUCAUAGAAGUACAAAUCAGCAAGAAAUCUGUGGUUAAAACUUCUGUACACUUGAAAAUUCACUACAUGUUCUUAUAGGUGAGGUUUGAUAUCCGGUCUUUGCAGUUUUAAGAGUGUUCAUUCAGGCAUUCUAUCUGCAGCAUAGUGGUGCAGUGCUGUUCAGAUUCACUUUUGGGAAUGAAUUUCCCUUAGUCAUAAGCUCAGCACUUGCUUUCAUUAAAUGUAUGGUUGUUUAUUAAUGUUGGGUUAACCUUCCAUUGCCACUGAGUGUCUUGUCAAGGGCUGAUGAGGAUGCAGGUUUUGUCUAUAUAUAAAUAAAGAUGAUCUUUUAAAAAAUUAUUUAAUAUAUAAAGAAGGAAAUGUAUUAGUUUUCUAUAUAGAAGAUAGUAAAAGUACUGGAAGGAUUUGGGAUGUAUUACAAUCUGAAUUGCUCUGUUGCAGCGCAUUCGAAUCAGGCAGUUGCAGACCUGCAGUGUUGAAUGUUUCAGUUUUGUUGUUCUUCUAAAUUUAAUAUUCUUCUUAAACAGUACAGCAGUACAGAACCAAUUUAUUGGACUCAGUGAUUUUCUACAUCAGUUGUCUACAACUUCAGAUGCACUGGAGGCAGGAGGUGGUGGGUUCUGCUGGCUGCUUUGGUGAAGGAACAAGGAGAGCCGGUGGGAGGGAGAAGGGAAAUCAUGACACAGCUAUGAACACGCUGUCCUUGCUCAGCAGUCAGCCCUCUGGUACCAGCAUCAGUGGGCUAAACUGGGAGCAGUGGGAGUUCUUUAUUAAAUUGAAGUGUUUCUGGUAAAGCAGCUGUCUGUAAGAAACUCAUUCGCUGUGCAUCUUUGGGCUCUUCUAUUUUCGAAGCAGUGUUUUGUAUAUUAAACCAUUGCUGAAGUUGUUAA
This is a messenger RNA of Centrocercus urophasianus (Greater sage-grouse), 3643 nucleotides long. RefSeq names its product cleavage stimulation factor subunit 1 (gene CSTF1). Gene Ontology annotation, biological process: mRNA 3'-end processing. Lineage: Eukaryota; Metazoa; Chordata; Aves; Galliformes; Phasianidae. The record is from RefSeq and is a predicted model, not a curated record. Gene Ontology annotation, cellular component: mRNA cleavage stimulating factor complex. The transcript is spliced from 7 exons. Gene Ontology annotation, molecular function: protein binding; RNA binding. Bases 171 to 1784 code for a protein of 537 amino acids.